AACAUGUGGGUCGACUGUGAAUGUGUUCAAUGUUAACUAACAUGAAUGAAAUAACCUCGAAAUAUGCUGCUGGAUGCAAAGAAGUCGAAUGUAUUUAUGAUCUAGAUUUAUUAUCGCGGUGAAGCAGCUGACAUGUUUCUGUCCGCCUGUAAGAGGAGCUGGCGGAGCUGUGCUAAAGGACAUUUCCACAGGCUGACCGUCAGCAGAUACAACAAUAACAACAACAGUAAUAACACUACAGUACAUUUCCGAUGGCUGAACACCCUUAAAACCAGCUGUUGCAGCUUUUCAAACCGGACCUGCGGCUCUUGUAGACCCGUUCCAGAGCCGCGGAGUCCCGAACUAAACAAGCCGAGUAUCGGGCUCCAUCUGCGGCAUGCAGGAGCAGGAUUCACCGCUGCGCUCCGUCUGUGUGGAUCUAGCGGGUUUUGCACUGAUGCGUCCAGAAAGUCGGAGUUAGAGGACAAAUACUUAAAACAGGAUCCAAGGGAAAAGGGUGAAGAUCCAGCAGCCUCUUCGCCUGCUAAUGAUGGGCACUUUCAGUUUAAAGAGCUGUAUGAGAAUCCAUGGACUAUUCCUAAUUACCUCUGUAUGGCGCGGAUCGUCCUGUCUCCUGUCCUGGGAUAUUUAAUCAUGGAACAGUAUUUCCACGUCUCUCUGGGGCUGUUUGCACUUGCUGGAGCUACAGAUUUACUGGACGGUUACAUCGCUCGUAACUGGCCCAAUCAGAAGUCGGCUCUGGGCAGCGCUCUCGACCCAUUGGCUGAUAAGAUUCUCAUCAGCGUUCUUUACGUCAGUCUGACAUACGCACAACUCAUCCCAGCUCCGCUGACAGCGUUGAUCAUAUCCAGAGAUGUGGCACUGAUCGCUGCUGUUUUCUAUGUGCGCUACAAAACAGUCCCACCUCCAGUAACGCUCAGUAAAUUCUUUAACCCUUGUUACACCACUGCCCGACUCAAACCAACACUCAUCAGCAAGAUCAACACGGCGGUGCAGUUGUUUCUGGUGGCGGCGUCUCUGGCUGCUCCUGUGUUUCAUUACACUGACAGUGUUUUACUGCAGUCACUGUGGUACAUUACCGCCGUGACGACUGCAGCAUCUGGUUAUAGCUAUUAUCAUUACGGUAAAAAGACUGUUGAGGUGCUGAACAACACUAAGUAGUUGAUCAGUCGUCUGUGAUUUGAGCUUCGACCAAGACAUGUGGAGAAAUCAGUCGAUGGAAAUUGAUCUUACUUUUGUAACUGAGACACUUUAGUCUGUACAAAGUCAGAAGUUUAUUUUGAUUACGAUGUUCAAAUCAUGUGGUGUCGCGUGUGAUCAGUAUAUGAUUUGCAACUCCGCAGGAAGCUUUUUUUAAAUCACUUUUAAUGAACUUUGGGUCAAUUUUCAGAAUAAAAAUGGACGUCAAAAUCA
Molecule: messenger RNA, 1413 nt
Organism: Danio rerio (zebrafish)
Lineage: Eukaryota; Metazoa; Chordata; Actinopteri; Cypriniformes; Danionidae
Gene: crls1
Product: cardiolipin synthase 1
Biological process (GO): phospholipid biosynthetic process
Cellular component (GO): mitochondrial inner membrane; membrane
Molecular function (GO): phosphotransferase activity, for other substituted phosphate groups; cardiolipin synthase (CMP-forming) activity
Source: RefSeq, marked provisional